UGCGAUUUGUCCACUCUAGCUUGUAGUCAGCCCCCCCAAGCGUCUGACGAUGCUGCCCGUCUUGCAGGACUGAAGCGAUCAAGUGGAUCGUACUUGUUGCGCUUGAGAGGAGCUAACAAAGACGCCGUUGCCCCACCCCAACCGCCACCAUGUCUGGCGCCUUUGACGAGUCGGCCAGCCUGGAGGAGAACACCGACAGUUUCUGGGAGGUGGGGAACUACAAGCGUACUGUGAGGCGAAUCGACGAUGGUCACAGACUCUGUAAUGACCUCAUGAGUUGCAUCCAGGAGAGAGCUAAGAUCGAGAAAGCCUACUCCCAGCAGCUGACUGAGUGGUCCAGGAGAUGGAGACAGCUGGUAGACAAAGGUCCUCAGUACGGCACGGUAGAACGUGCUUGGAUGUCGCUGAUGAUGGAGGCAGAGAAGGUGAGCGAUCUUCAUCAUGAAGUGAAGAACAACCUGAUGAGCGAGGACUUUGAGAAAGUGAAGAACUGGCAGAAGGACUCAUACCAUAAACAGAUGAUGGGAGGCUUUAAGGAAACCAAAGAGGCAGAUGAAGGAUUCAAAAAAGCCCAGAAGCCCUGGGCUAAAAAGUUGAAGGAGCUUGAGGCCGCCAAAAAGUCAUACCACGUGGCCUGCAAAGAGGAGAAGCUGGCAUCUACCAGGGAGGCCAACGGCAAGAGCGACGCCUCAGUGACUGCCGACCAGCUGAAGAAACUCCACGAGAAAGUGGACAAGUGUAAACUGGAUUCACUGAAGGCCAAGGAAAAGUAUGAAAAAGCUCUGGACGAGCUUAGUAAGUGCACACCUCAGUACAUGGAGAACAUGGAGCAGGUCUUUGACCAGAGUCAGCAGUUUGAAGAAAAGAGGCUGAGCUUCCUCAGGGAGGUGCUGCUGGACGUCAAGCGCCACCUCAACCUCACAGAGAACCAAAGAUAUGAGUCAGUGUACGAGGAACUUGAACACACCAUCACAUCGGCCAGUGCUCAAAAAGAUCUACAGUGGUUUAACGACAACCAUGGCCCCGGCAUGCACAUGACCUGGCCGCAGUUUGAAGAGUACAACCCAGAUCUUACCCACAGCAUCACCAAGAAGGAAAAGGCAAAGAAAGGCAGCGAUUCCAUCAUGUUGACCAAUGUCACAGCAACAGCUGACCAGGCCCAAGCCGGAGACGAGGGAAACAUGAGCAGCUACGAAAAGAACCAGGCGCACAGGGCUUCCAACGAGUGGUCCGACGAAGACCAGAUGGCGCCAAACUCGGCAGGCGACACCAACGGCGCCGCUAACCCUUUUGACGACGACUCGGCCAAUGGCGUCAGAGUGCGAGCGCUGUACGACUACGAAGGCCAAGAGCAGGACGAGCUCAGCUUCCGAGCAGGUGACACACUGACAAAACUGGAGGAGGAGGAUGAGCAGGGCUGGUGCAAAGGUCGCCUGGACAGCGGCCAGCUGGGUCUCUACCCGGCUAACUACGUGGAGCCCAUCUAAAACUCACUGCCAUGGACGCUGGGAAAAAACUCUUAACUGGACUGAAUCGUCCAAGCGUGGAUGCACGUUGACCGGCUUUUUCGAGCUCCCGGUUUCCCCGUUCGGUAUCAUGCAACUCCUAAUUUUGCAUUUCUAUGAGACGUACGUUCUUCAAAGCGGUGCCUGGGUUAGCAAGAACGAGCUAUGCAUUGUGCAUUCCGUGUAUAUAUUUACAUUUUUUUUUUUUUUUAUCAUCUGGAUGCUUGUACAGAGUUCAUACCUCAUGUGUUUUCUGUCAUUGUGAGUUCUUGACAUGUUUAGCCUUAAAGGGAGAUUCCAAUUUGAGAUCUCACGCUACAGACAGACUUCUUUAGCAUUCACGUUCCACACCUUCAGUGAACCUAACGCUUGUUUUUCGAAUGUGGGAGGCAAUGUAGAACCACGAAAAUGUGAGGCACAUUUGCUGACCACUAGGGCAGCUUGCUGCCAAUCACUCAACAACUGAGUGGCAAAAAAUAAAAAUGCUUUGACAUUUUUAUGCUGAGUUCAGUGGUACGGAUGUGGAGCGGUGUCCGUAUGGAUUUCGUAGACUUCCCACGGACUGAGUUGCGUGAGCUGUACACGUCCAGAAAUGUGCACCCGUGAGACGGACGGCAAGAUCACGUGGCUUCACGCUGAAGAGUUCAUUUGCCGCCAUAGCAACCUUGUAUGCAGAGCUACUUGGAAACAAUAGCCACACAUUUAUAUUAAUACACAUUUUGGUCAUUAUUUCUGGGACUUUGGCUUUUCUAAUGUGGUUAAGUACAUUUUGUGUUUAAAUAAUAGUGUUAGUUUGUCAUGAUUAAUUUAUUUGUAGCCCAUUUUUAAAUGUUCGACUCAUGUCAAUCUAUGUCAUUAAUUAGCUUCCCAAGACACCAUAGAUUUUUAAUCAUCAUUUGAUCGAUAUCUAAUAAAUAUGUUUGUAUCUGUCUUUUUUUAUAAUGGUUUUGAAUUAUGCUGGAUCUGAGUCCGCA
Syngnathus acus (greater pipefish) is the source of this 2479-nucleotide messenger RNA. RefSeq names its product protein kinase C and casein kinase substrate in neurons 1b (gene pacsin1b). Gene Ontology annotation, biological process: plasma membrane tubulation; cytoskeleton organization; regulation of endocytosis. Bases 150 to 1487 code for a protein of 445 amino acids. Gene Ontology annotation, molecular function: phospholipid binding; protein binding. NCBI's taxonomy places the organism in Eukaryota, Metazoa, Chordata, Actinopteri, Syngnathiformes, Syngnathidae. The record is from RefSeq and is a predicted model, not a curated record. Gene Ontology annotation, cellular component: plasma membrane; cytoplasm; endosome. The transcript has 10 exons.